CCGACUUUUGACGUUGCCCAACACAGGUCCAUUGUUGAUACCUGAUUACGUGAAUUAUUUUUGCAAAUUAAAAGCUAGACUAGUCAUGUUCUCGCCCACGCGUGCCCUGCGCCCGGCCCUGAGCCGCUGCUACAGCCAGAUCAAGGGCGGACCCAGUGCCAGUGCCCCCGGAUCGAAGGCCCCAGGAACGGGAGCCGCAUCCGCAGGAGGCGGCCCAUCCUCGCCAGCCGUCGUGGGACUGACCAGCAACUGCGUAAGGCCCACCAGCGAGCCCGUGGGACCCGGCGCAUCCGCCACUUCGGGCUACAAGGUGCCCGAGUACUACUGCUUCAACCGCUUCAGCUACGCCGAGGCGGAGGUGGAGAUGGCCAAGUACCGCUGCCCGCAGCCCUCGGCCUUGAAGUAGACACCCCAGCCAAUUGGAAACAAAUUGUUAAUGUUAAAUAAAUAGUAAAAAGGAGUUCAGAAAUCAUC
Drosophila takahashii is the source of this 474-nucleotide messenger RNA. It is a transcript of the gene NdufV3, whose product is annotated as NADH:ubiquinone oxidoreductase subunit V3. The record is from RefSeq and is a predicted model, not a curated record. NCBI's taxonomy places the organism in Eukaryota, Metazoa, Arthropoda, Insecta, Diptera, Drosophilidae. Gene Ontology annotation, cellular component: mitochondrion.